Messenger RNA from Pimephales promelas (fathead minnow), 3593 nucleotides. It is a transcript of the gene tesk2, whose product is annotated as testis associated actin remodelling kinase 2. Lineage: Eukaryota; Metazoa; Chordata; Actinopteri; Cypriniformes; Leuciscidae. Gene Ontology annotation, biological process: protein phosphorylation; actin cytoskeleton organization. Gene Ontology annotation, molecular function: ATP binding; protein serine/threonine kinase activity. Gene Ontology annotation, cellular component: nucleus; cytoplasm. The record is from RefSeq and is a predicted model, not a curated record.
GGUCCGUGGGGAGAGGCAACUGUUGUGGAAGUGGCUGUUUCUUGAAUAUACUUCAUUGCAUUUUAAGUCAACCCAAGAGGAAUUACGUCUUUGGCGAUUGACUGCUUGCUAAAUUAGUUAGGAAUAUAUAUAAGGAACCGAUUUGAAGAGCCUGACAGGAUAUUGAAAGAAGGACUCCCUAGAAAGAGCUCGCGCUUUAUUUAUUUUCUCUUGACCGCUUCAUGUUUGUGGUCAGAACGACGAAACGUACGCAGUUAUCUACUUGUGCACGUUGAAAAGUGCGUUUUUGUAGGAAAGUUGAUUAUAGUUGUGGUGAAUUAAGUUGUAAUACGCUCACACGAAGCUGGUGUUGUUUAAUUCGUCUUGCAGUUUAAAUAGUUAGCCGACACUUGGUCAAAACAGGCAAUUAUAUGUUAAUGGAUUGUAGUGUAUGGCCCUUGUUUGCUAUUGCAAAAUGCAAUGGGACUAAGUGAGGCCUUUCGAUCGCCCGAUGAUCAGGUCUGGAAAGGACCAUCAAAAAUGUGAACCGGUGAUUGAUAAUCUACCAGAUUAAUUUUUGCACCAACAGCAAUGGAGCGGAGCAAACGGAACUCCAUUGCUGGGUUUCCCACACGGCCAGAUCGGCUGGAGGACCUGGAUUGUGGAGGAGGAGGAGCAGAAACUGGUCUUGCACCGCUGGACAGGGUCUGUCCCUCUUCUUACCGGGCCCUCAUCAGUGCCUUUUCUUGCCUGACCCGACUCGAUGACUUCAUCUGCGAGUGGAUUGGCUCUGGGUUUUUUUCAGAGGUCUACAAGGUGCGUCACAAAGCUUCGGACCAGGUAAUGGCCCUAAAGAUGAACAAGCUAAGCAGUAAUCGUGCCAACAUGCUGCGAGAAGUUCAGCUCAUGAACAGACUCUCCCACCCCAACAUACUCAGAUUCAUGGGAGUGUGUGUUCAGGAAGGUCAGCUUCAUGCUCUCACAGAGUACAUUAAUGGUGGAAACUUGGAGCAGCUGCUGGACAGCAACAAGUACCUGAGCUGGGCCACACGGGUCAAGCUGGCCUUAGAGAUCGCCAUGGGCCUCAGUUACCUACACUCCAAGGGCAUUUUUCACAGAGAUCUCACAUCCAAGAACUGCCUGAUCAAGUCUGACGAGAAUGGCCACACUGCGAUCGUCGGAGACUUUGGCCUUGCUGAGAAAAUCCCCAGUCAUGAUUUUGAGGGGGAGAAGCUGUCUGUGGUGGGAUCCCCAUUUUGGAUGGCUCCAGAAGUGUUAAGAGAUGAGCCGUAUAACGAGAAGGCUGAUGUUUUUUCAUAUGGCAUUAUUUUGUGCGAGAUCAUUGCAAGGAUACAGGCUGAUCCUGAUUUCUUACCUCGCACUGAAAAUUUUGGCCUGGAUUACCACGCCUUCCAGCACAUGGUUGGAGAUUGUCCCCCUGACUUCCUUCAGCUUGCCUUCAACUGUUGCAAUAUGGAUCCAAAGCUCAGGCCCUCAUUCCCAGAUUUAGUAAAGAGGUUGGAAGAAAUCCAGAUACAGCUGAAAGCUGAUGACUCUGAGAGGGAGAGGAUGCUACUAACUGCUGGAGAGGUUGAGAAAAAAAGCAUGCCUAAAGGUCCAGGUGAAAAGGGUAUAAAGAGGUUAAAUCCUCUUAGUUUUCAGGAUGACAAGAUUCCACCCAAGUCCCCCCGUCCACGACGCAACAUCUGGCUUUCCCGUAGCCAGUCCGACAUUUUCUCUCGUAAACCCGCCCGCAAAGUGAACGUUCAGGACCCUUACUACAACCCAGGACCUAGGGGCUUAGCACAUGGGCUACCGAAAGUCAACCCUUUCAGUGCCAGAGAGGACUUAAAAGGUGGCAAGAUCAAGUUUUACGACGUGCCCAGCAAGUCGGUCUUUUCGCUCAUGUUUGAUUUGCACGCACCUCACGGCAGUCAAACCUCAUACCAGCCUCAAGCCAACAUCAGCACUGGUGCUUCUGGCAACAACUGCUCCAUCUCCUGGACGGAGCCCUGGCAGCUGCCCGGUCGGCAGUGCCGUUCGCUCCCCGUCUCUCCCCGGCUGCCCCACUCGGAAGUCUUAUUCUCAUCUCACCCAACGUCCAGGAGCGAGGCCGGACAGCCCAAAACGCUGAGCAGCUGGGCUAAGAAGUACGCUGUAACAGAGAUCCCUCAGUACAAGCUGCAAGCCGACAAAGAGGAGGAAGUGGGAGUGGCAGAGGACUGGUCUUGUGUACCCUCUGACGGAGGAGAAGCAGAGGCCAUGGACUGCUCUAGUAGCAGAGGUAGUAGCAGAGGAAGCCCUGCGGAUGAUAAGGACACAGUCCUCAGCCAGAUGCACAACGGAAGUCUCGGUGGCUUCUGCGAGGACAUGGAGGCUGAAGAACAGGAUGGCAUGAUUAUCUCCAACAAGAACUCACUCACGCUAAGCAUGUCUGUGGAGCCGGAGGAACUCUGCCCGAUAGUCCUCACAGCCUGCAAAGCCUCGUCUUCUGGAGGCCACAUCUCCAGAUGUGAUAUCUAAAUGGUGUAGAAAGGAGUUUGGUCACGCAAACAGAGAUUAUAUUUAAUCCGAUUAUUCGUUGUUAAUGUUGUUCCUUUAAGGGAAGGAAACCCUUGUAACUUAAGCUAAAAAAGGGCGGCUUGGACUGAACAUGGGAGCAGGAAACCGAGGUGUAAAAGACUGAUCUGAUCCAUGCGUUAGAAGUUAGCCAUCACACUAUGAAGAACUCUAACUGGGAGAUACAAUGGACGGCACUUCACACAGGGCUAAUGAUGUGACACGUUCUGUUUCUGUAUUAUACAUGCUAUUGGUUGCACCACAUUAGUUACCACACAAGCGUUUUUGUUUUUUAAAGUUUGUCCACAAACUGUAUCCAAUGUAUAUUUAAGUGAGCAGCUUUGGCCAUUACUAUGUGGUUUUUUUUUUUUUUUUUUUCAUAAGUUAAUGAAAGGUGAUUUUGAGUCUUUUUGCACUGUGUGGGCCUGGCAAACAAAAUCUGCAGCAAACAUUCCAUGUCAUCUCUCAUCUUAAAAAGUUCCUGUUUUUAUCUUAUGCUAACGCUGUGUUCCAUGGUAAUUUCAGGACACAGACAAUUUUCACACUUUGACCUCUCAGGUCUUCAAAAAAAAAAAAAAAAAGUCCAUGUCUGCGUCUACUUAAAAUCGUAAUUGCACUUGAAAUAAAUUAAUGGUUUGAACUUUUUUAUUAUCUGUUAUUUGUCACUACAUUUCUAUGCAAUAAAUUUAACCAAGGCAUGAUAGUUUUAUAGAGAGGAUUUAUUUUGAUAUUUAUAAGGAAGAAAAUAUUUUACCGUCUUCAUUGUCUGUGAACUGUUUAAAUUGUGUUUGUUGUUGUUUAUAUGAUCUGAUGAAUAGAGUUCUGUACAUGUUGAAAAUGGUCAGUUCUUGCUAGUUUAUUCUUAACUAUUUUUCUGCUUUCUCAGUCCUGACUGUUUUCUCAACAAUUUUAGAUUGUAGAUUUGUAAAUGAAUGAGAAAGAGAUGUAUAUUUCUACCAAAGACAGAUCAGGACUUAUUUUCCCCAUUUAUAUGGCUUUGUUUAAAUGCAUGUGUGUAUUCCCAUUUGUUUAAAAUAAAUUAAAAAUGUCAUUGA